ACCAUAGCUACCUUGAGAAAAAGAAAAAUACUAAAGACUAAGGACUGCCGUUCAUGACAAGAAUGACACUAUUUGUUUCCCUGCUGUUCUUAGACUUUCAAGAAAGAACGAGAAAGCAAAUGGAAGUAAACAACAAAAAUCAAUGUUUUCUUCUGUCUAAUGGAUGUGCGUAAAUAUGGAACACAGAAAUAUAAUAAUAUAAUGGAAAAUGAGUAAAUAAAUUGUUAAGAGAAAACCAUGGAACGAAGCAAAAUCAUCAUUGUUCUUCCCGCUCAAUUGUUGCAACUUUCAAAAGCAGCUUCUUGUAUCUCCCCUUAGUCCCCUAUAUAUAUAGCUUUUGGCUUCACUAGUUUCUCCUUAACUCUCCACUUCUCACAAACUCAAAAUCCUCAAUGGAGAUAAAAAACCACAAAGAGGGUACUCAUGAAGAAGAACAAUGUUCGAUUUCUAAUAUAAUUUCUUCGUUUUGUUCAGAAAAUCAUAAUGAAUUAAACCCAUUGCAAGAGAUAUUCGGUGCUCACUCGAGUUCAAAGCCGGAAGAUGUUACCAAAAACAGUGAUCAUGAGAAACACGGCGAGGAGCAAGACGAGGAAAGUUACCGUAUGGCUAAACGGCAACGUUCCAUGGAAUAUCGUAUGAUGAUGGAGAAGAAAAGACGAAAGGAGAUUAACAAUAAAGUAGAUAUUUUGCAGGGGAUGAUGCCUAAUCGUUCCCCAAAGCCCGACCUUGCAUCGAAGCUUGAACACAUCAUUGAAUACAUUAAAAGUUUAAAAUAUCAAGUAGAUGUUAUGUAUAUGGCAUACACAGCAACUCCGGUUUACACAUCACCAUUUUAUGCAGCAGCUCAAGCACCAUGUAUGUCGCCUUGGGGCUAUUAUACGCCAGGAGUUCCAAUGAUGCCUCAGCAAAACAUGACCUAUAUCCCGCAAUAUCAUCAGGUAUAUGAGACAGCGCCGCCAAAUCAAACUCAUCCUUAAAACAAGCUUUAGCUAUGUGGCUCUUUAAGACCAUCCUGCUUUAGACUCGUUUCUGUUUAUAUAGAAUGUAUUUGUAAACUAAGAUAUGUACAUAGAUAUAUAUACAUACAUAAAGGACAAGUUACUUUCAUGUGUAAAGUUUAGUUUGAUGCCACAAUAUGUAAAAAUACUUGUUUUCUAUGUUCUGUUUGUUGAGCGUUGGUCCUCUGUUAUGUUCUGUUUUGCUCAACCUUUUUCUUUGUUGUAAGUUAAAUAAAACAUAACAAAGAUGUUAAGUUACGUGUGAUGGUACGUUUGUCCAAAAAAUUACUACAAC
Molecule: messenger RNA, 1293 nt
Organism: Arabidopsis lyrata subsp. lyrata
Lineage: Eukaryota; Viridiplantae; Streptophyta; Magnoliopsida; Brassicales; Brassicaceae
Product: transcription factor bHLH109
Exons: 5
Coding region: 393-977 (194 amino acids)
Cellular component (GO): nucleus
Molecular function (GO): protein dimerization activity
Source: RefSeq, a predicted model, not a curated record